GGCUACAGCCAGCAGACAGCUUGGUUUGGUGCAAAGACUGGAAACAGGGGAAAACACCUAGCCUGGCUCUGCCUACCAGCACAUCUGAAGAUUGUUUCAGGAGUUUUUCACGGCGGAACCGGACAGCGCCGGAAUGAAGUUUCUGAAAGGAGGCUGUGAGCUGAUCAAAAGAAGGAGAGAAAAGUAGGAAAACAAGUUAUUUCUCUCGGUAAGUGAAAAUGAAUCUGCUCUGUAAAAAGUAACAUGGUUUCUGAUUUGUUUCUUUAUCCAGGAAGCAGACUUUGUGUGCCAUAAUGGACAUUUUGCUGCUGUUGGUACUAUCUUAAUUUGUUUACUCUUUAUGUGAAGCCAGUGAUAAAAGAUUUUUAAUGGGUCCAAUUAACUUUGACAUGAUCAAUGAAAAAUCUGUUGUUGAGAUUUUUAAUUUUAAAACAGUGUGUUCACGUAGGACUACAGUGUUCAGUAAGAAGCUGUUAUGUUUUUGGGGACUUUGAAGCAGGAUCUUUACUGGGUGCAUCACAUUCUGUGACCUGGUGGUCACAGUGGUCACAUAUUGUAGCUCAACCGCUGUUACCAGAACUGGAGACUAUAGUAUUUAUAUAGAUAUUUUAUCUAUUUUGAUACCUGUUAUCACCUGUGAUGAUUCCAUAAUAAUUAGAUUCAUUGGACAUAGAUUCUAAGAAUGGCUAUUAAUGGCAGAAACUGGAGGUCACUAGUGUCUAGCUCUGCUGAGACCUUUCUUUACCAUCUCACAAUUAUUUUUUCAGUCAUCCUUGUAGGACCCAGAGGUUACCAUGUUUUCCCUGUCAGAGCUGGCACCUCUGGACCAACAUCAGAACAGGUCUAAAUUGUUGAAGCCAUGGUGGGAGGUCUUCAUGGAUUACCUGGUGGUCCUGAUGCUGAUGACAUCUGUUUUGGCUUGCACUGAGCAGCUGUCCAGGGACCGAGUAGUGUGCAUUCCAGUGGAUCCACUUGUUACUGCAAAUACAAGCAAUCACAGUUUCUCAACUAGUGGCAAUGUGGCACUGAAUCCAUCCUCAAAGCAACCAACGCACAUUCCCUGCAACCUCACCCCAAAUCUUCAUCCUACAGCCCGGGGCCGACGUACUCAUCUGGUCUACCAGCAAUACAUUUACAUUAGCCAGGUGUGCUACCAUAAGGCUUUGCCUUUGUGCUCCCGCUUCUUCCCCUACAUGGCCUUGUUGCAGUCUCUGGUGCUGGUAGCCAGCGGCUCCUUCUGGCUCCACUUCCCUCACACCUCUGCCCGCAUAGAGCACUUCCUGGCCAUCUUAGCAAAGUGCUGUGAGUCCCCCUGGACAUCUCAAGCCCUGUCCCUUGCUGCCCAGCAGGAGAACAUCCAAGAGAAGGAGGUGGAGAGACAAUCAACCCAACCUCCUCCCUCUUUGUCUUCACCCCCAGUGACCCGCACAAGACGUUCAAGCAUAGACUCAGGAACAGACAGCCUGCUUUUAAAGAGGUCAGAAAGCGUGUCCUCUGCCGUACCUCCCUCUCCGUGCCCUUCCACUCUCUCCUGUAACUCCAUCAUGUCGUCUGUAUCUCUUGGCUCUGGGGUGCACUUUCCUGGUUCAAAGCCAUCAGUGAUGGUUGACAGUCCCAGGCAGGUAAUCAGUCUGGAUAAAAGUGAUGGGGAACAGGCCAGGGCGCUGUUCGAGAAGGUCAGGAAAUUUCGGUCCCACUGUGAAAGCUCAGCUGUCAUCUACAAGGUCUACUUGGCUCAAACGAUAUUCAAACUGCUGAUGGUAACGCUGAUCGUGAGUUACACCAUCCCUCUUCUCAGCAACUUGUCCUUCGCCCACACCUGUCACCCUGAGGAGCAGGCCCUGGUGGGCUACGCCACCUUUGAGUGUAUCCAUGUGCUCUCCUCACUUCUACGCAAACUCCUGGUGGCCUACCUGACCCUGCUGGGUCUCUAUGGCCUGCUCAACUUUUAUACCCUUGGCUGGAUUUUACACAGCUCUUUACGGCAAUACUCCUUCCACUCAGUGAAGGAGUUGUGCUCCCUGAGAGAUGUUCCAGACCUGAGAAAUGACCUGGCCUUUCUGUUACACAUGUUAGACCAGUAUGACCCUUUGCUCUCCCAGCGUCUGUCCGUGUUUUUGUCCCCGGUCAGUGAGAGCAGGUUGCUGGAGGAAAACUUGGAGAGGCGCUGGGGGGAGGAGAAGCUGCGUGCCAUGACAAGUGUGGACGCGGACGGAAACACCAGACUGCAGCUGGUGGCCCUGCCUCGCCUCCCUCCAGCCCUCUUCACCCUCAGCCAGCUCCAGGUCCUCAAACUGGAGCUAAUCACAGAUGCCAGGUUUACUGCACAGGUAGCCAACAUGGCAUCACUCAGAGAGCUACACCUUUACCACUGCACAGCAGCUGUGGAUCCCAGUGCACUUGGAGUCCUCCAGGAACGUCUGGAGGUCCUCCACCUCACCUUUACACAAGCAUCAGAGAUCCCCAGCUGGGUCCUCUCUCUCCGCAGCCUGCAUGAGCUCCACCUCUCUGGUCGCCUGAGCAGCGAAGGUGGAGUUGGCCGCAGCUGGUCACUGGGCAGCCUCCGCCAGCUGCGUCACCUCCGUGUACUGGUGAUUCGGGGAAUGUUACAGCGGAUCCCUGGCGAGCUGUGUGAGGUGGCAAGCAGCUUGGUGAGGCUGGAGAUCUACAAUGAGGGCACCAGGCUGCUUGUACUGACAGGACUGAAACGAAUGGUUGACCUGACAGACCUGCUGCUGCAGGACUGCCAGCUGGAGCGUUUGCCCUCUGCACUGCUGGCUCUGACCAAGCUGCGGACACUUGACCUGCAACAUAAUAACUUGAGAACUCUGGAGGACCUGCUUAGUCUGGCUCACCUGCGCCGUCUUUCUUGCCUCAGACUUUCCUGUAAUCGUGUUCUAGUGCUGCCGGCUAGUGUUGGUGUGCUUCGAGGCCUGGAGCUCCUGGAUCUGUCUAACAACCACCUCCAGAGCCUUCCCCCAGCACUCUUUACUCUUCUCCGCCUUCGUAAGCUCCUGCUGGCUGGCAACCUGCUAGAGGAGCUGCCUGCAGAGAUAAAAGCCCUGCAGCUGCUUACAGAGCUGGACCUCAGUGGGAACAGGCUUGAGAGCCUGCCCCUGGAACUAUUCAGUUGUUGUUUGGAGCUGCGCAUCCUAAACGUGGCUCACAACUCUCUUGGUUCAUUACCCACAACAAUUGCAGCUUCAAGUCACUUGUGCCGGUUGGACUUGCGCAGCAACAGUCUGGAGGAACUGCCUGCUGAACUGGGCUGCUGCUCAGGGCUGCAUGGAGGUGGCCUCCUGGUGGAAGAGUGGCUGUUUCUGUCUUUGCCUCCCCAUGUCAGGGACCUUCUGAGCCGUUCUUGCUCUACGUCUGGUGCACACUCAGAGGGCCAUUCCCGGCCAGAGUCUGACAGUUUCCCAUACUUCUCUCCGACACAGUGGAGCUUCUCUUCUGCUCUGGAAUCACAGAUAUAAGACCAAUGACUAUAUGACUCCUAACAGUAUCCUAACACUGACGGUAUUCAGUCAAAUAUCUUUGUUUACUGAUAUAUUAUAUAUUUUUUAAUGGGAUUUGCGUUUGCAGUAUGUUUGACGUAAUUUGUCAGAUGUUCUUUUAGAAUGAAGUUUUCCUGUUGGUCCUUCUAAUUUGAGGCUUGAA
Molecule: messenger RNA, 3660 nt
Organism: Toxotes jaculatrix (banded archerfish)
Lineage: Eukaryota; Metazoa; Chordata; Actinopteri; Toxotidae
Product: volume-regulated anion channel subunit LRRC8D
Exons: 6
Coding region: 795-3476 (893 amino acids)
Molecular function (GO): protein binding
Source: RefSeq, a predicted model, not a curated record